Messenger RNA from Clunio marinus, 445 nucleotides. The record is from the annotation of a GenBank genome assembly. Lineage: Eukaryota; Metazoa; Arthropoda; Insecta; Diptera; Chironomidae.
AACAGUUUACAAUUGAUUAAACACAGAAUAAUGAAGUUAAUUUUUUGCUUUGUCGUAAUUUUCUUAGUCGCCACUGAUGCGCAGAGAUGGCGUAGAUCUAGUAAUGGCAACAAUAAUAACCGAAUUACUUGCCCCGACACGUGUGAUGAUGAUUUUGAUGAAGUUGUUUGCGCUUACAAUGGAGAAGAUCAAAGAAUGUUCAUGGGAACUUGCCGAAUGGAACAAUAUAACCAAUGCUAUGGAGACAACUAUGAAAAAAUAAACCAGAAUAAAUGCAGGAUGAAUUAAAUUAUUGACAGCUUUCUGGCAUUUCAUGGUGGUUCUUCAUUAUUUAAUAAAUAAAUUAAUGUAAUAUGUUUCCUUGAGAUGACUGAAAUGUAUUUAAAGAUUGUAUUUCCUAUUCCAGUUCCAUAAAAGAAAUAAAAAUAUUGUUUGAAAUGAUGAA